Messenger RNA from Coniophora puteana RWD-64-598 SS2, 922 nucleotides. RefSeq lists its product as uncharacterized. The transcript is spliced from 15 exons. Bases 25 to 858 code for a protein of 277 amino acids. NCBI's taxonomy places the organism in Eukaryota, Fungi, Basidiomycota, Agaricomycetes, Boletales, Coniophoraceae. The record is from RefSeq and is a predicted model, not a curated record.
ACAGCGCGGCGUCGUUCUAUCAGCAUGCAGGCGUCGGACUGGCAAGUAGACGCGUUUCGAAGUUAUCAAACCUAUAACUAUGUGAACGCGGCUGUCACGACAUUCUGGAUAUAUGACUACAUCAUAACGCUCGAUGACGAAUUUGUGUUCCUCAGGAAUGCGAGAUUGCGUAAGACCAAGGUGAUCUAUGUUCUGACGCGGCUACUUCCCUUCGCCUCCCGCGCGGUGACAUUUCAGUAUACUCUGUCUUCGAAUCCUGCCCCUGAGACUUGUACGACCCUGAUGAACACGUUUUCUGCCCUGGAAACUUUAGUGGUUUUGUUUGCUGAAGUUCUCUUUGCUCUCCGGACGUACGCCCUGUGGCGACGAAACAGAGUCGUACUUGCUCUACUAUACGGUGGAUUUAUCGUAGCGACAGUCGGAGGCAUCGCUUCGUCUUUCUUGCCCAUUGGCCCACCGAUGACCGUGCUCAAUCUUCCGCGCUCGAGCGUCACCGGCUGUUUCGUCGUAACUCCGGGUGCAUCCCUAGCCGUCACCUUUGCUUUCUUAAUUGCACUCGAGCUAGAACUCGUGACUCUAAACGUCACGCGGGCGGUCUUCUCGCGGCGAGAAACGAGAGGCCGCCUGCUCGAGACUCUUGUGCGACAUAACAUCUUCUACUACGCUUGUGGCUUGGUAUUCUCAGUUGCAAACGUUUUGAUGGCAGUAUCGACGAAUUACGGAGGCGUUUUCAUGCUAGACGAUUUGCAGGUGUACAUCCACGCCAUUAUGGCGACACGCAUGCACCGCAUGCUGUGGAUUGACAGCGAACACGAGAGGUUCGAGGACUCUCAGACGACCAUAGCGCACCCGGAAUAAUCACAGGCUCUCGAUUCUCAUAAUUGCAUCCAGCCAAUAUUGUGUCUUCGAAGCUCGAAGUUAU